Molecule: messenger RNA, 426 nt
Organism: Mycotypha africana
Lineage: Eukaryota; Fungi; Mucoromycota; Mucoromycetes; Mucorales; Mycotyphaceae
Exons: 6
Coding region: 1-426 (141 amino acids)
Source: RefSeq, a predicted model, not a curated record
AUGCCCUGGAAAGCUUGCAAAGUAUCUUCAGAUCAAACAUCUAAGCUUUUAGAGCACUCAGAUUAUGCAAGUCUUUUAUUUCGAAAGAAAGGGUUAAAGCAGCGUGUAUCAGUGUGGAGAAAGUCUUCGAAAUCCGCUAUCAACGAAUCUGAUGUCGGCAUCGGUCUUGAGGAUACACAUAGUCUCCAUUAUUAUUGUUCUGAAGGACAGCAGCCGCCUGUUGCCUAUCGCAGUACGUAUGGCACCAUCAUUGAGAGAAGCAGCUUUCGUUCUCUCUAUGAUCCUGAUUCCAACGGGUUUUGGGUUUUAGUAUUUGAGCUCAGUCAUUCUAUGUUAAGUGUAUACCAAUGGUCAAUGCGACAAAGAAAUAAUGGGCUUCCGGGGAAAAAUGAUCCCGCUCCACGUACCAUGACUGUUAUCCAAUAA